AUGUCCGAUGAGGCCGAUUCGUGCGCCGAAGGUGCGUUGGCGGUUUGGGCAUGUUGGGAGGGCUUGGCCAUUGACGAGGUGGAUACGAGGCCUUGCCGUUUGCGCGUCGCCCUUUUGACUUUAGCAGCGACGACCCGCCGAGGCGGUCUUGCAAUGAUUGGAAUUGCUGGUUUUCCGACACCACAAACCGAAAUUCUGGACUCGGAAUUCCAACCCCUUUGGCCCCAGUUAGAUCUGAUCAUUGAUGGCGGCCGUAUCGUCACCAACGAGAGUGAGGGUCCGGACGCGGGUGAUCGGAACGCCAGCAGAGCGGGAUCAACGGUCGUAGACCUCUCCGAGUGCGUCCGCUCUCCCGGUUCUAACCUCUACACCAUUGUCCGUGAAGGAAGUAUCUCCUUGGAGCCUGCCUAG
Molecule: messenger RNA, 411 nt
Organism: Dibothriocephalus latus
Lineage: Eukaryota; Metazoa; Platyhelminthes; Cestoda; Diphyllobothriidea; Diphyllobothriidae
Source: the annotation of a GenBank genome assembly